GUUUUCUGUCAGUUUUCCGUUUUUGUCUACAACGCAUCAAAACGCAUUACAAGGAAUAAGAAGUGUUUAUAUGCAACUUUAAAAGUCAACUGAGAUGGUUCAACGCUGAAAAUGAGCGUCAUGUCAUAGCUCACUCGUUAAUUAACGAAUUGUGCAUUGCAGUACAUGCAGUACUUGGUCUAACUGUGAGCCGCAUUUUUCAAGAAUACCAAAGUACUGACUAUUCGCACUGCUACCAUGGUAACACUGCUUUUACUCUUAAAUCACGUGAUCAACACAAAACAGACAAAUAUGGACAAGUCAAUAAGGUUCAUAGUGAMCAAUGACUUUGUACUAGUUGAUCACGUGUUUGAUAUUGUCCAAUCAGUGGACCAGUUUAAAUGUUCACGRCUGUGUAUGCAAAGCGAGAAUUGCUAUAGCGUGAACUAUUUCACUGAAGGAAAAACAUGUGAGUUGAAUAACAAGAAAAAGAAGGACGUUAAACUGGAGUUCUUCAUCAAGAACAAUGGUUGGAUGUACUUGGAAAAAAUGAUCUGUCAAUCAGAUUCUUGUCUUAAUGGUGGAACCUGUYWUACUGUCUACCAACCACUUAUCGAUACCUUUACCUGUCAAUGCYCACGAGGGUUUGUUGGCCAGUWUUGCCAGACAGAAAUCAUGGGAUACAGUAAAGAAUCGCCAGCAAUUUCGUGUAAAGAAAUCUACGAUCAACUACCAUCGUCGCCGUCUGGAGUCUAUUAUUUUAAAAAUGUAAGUGGUUCAGUAACCACUCCUUACCAGGCCUACUGUGUUAUGAAUAUGACGAAUGGAUGCGGAGGAGGAGGCUGGUCUCUAGUGAUGAAAAUUGACGGAAAUAAGACUACAUUUCAUUACAAUUCAACGUAUUGGUCAAAUAAGCAAUCAUACGDCCCAACAGCCGGUCAAACAGGUUUAGAUACCAUGGAAACCAAAAURCCAUUCUAUUGGUCAACACCUUUUAAGCAUGUGUGCCUGGGUAUGAGAGUUARYCACGUGACUCGUUGGAUUAAAMUUAAAUUUGUYCCGUGGCAGCUAGUGCGUCUAAUUUUCCUUUCUUUUAGACAUUCUGAAAACUCCUUAUAUGACGUCAUAUCCGGYGGUCAAUAUGCUCCGUUAUCGAGUAAUGUAAAACAGUGGCGAAGCCUGGUACCCGGUUCAUCAAURCAAAAAGGCAAAGUUGGAAUGGGUUUUAAUAUCAAAGGUAAACAAAGUGACAGAGCUUUAAUCAACAGYAGGGCACGUAUUGGUUUAUUAGCCAACAACGAGUAUGACCUCUUAACACCAGACUCUCGCAUUGGCUUUGGAACGGGAGGAAUUGGGAGAGACGAGGAUGAUACCAAUUCGUGUGGAAACGAGGCUGCRUCUGGUUUAGAGGCUGACAAUGACAGAGUGUCAAUCAAAGCRUUCUGUUAUAUCCUGAUACAAUAGUCUACGAAUAUUGAGAGAAUAAUGUUUAAAGGAAUUCUGUGAAUUAUCUAGCUUCAUUCCUAAUCAACAAAGCAAUACACCUUUACCAUAAUGGCCGACAUCUAAUUAACAUAAAUUUUUAAAAUUAGGAUUUUAGUCAAAGUAAGCUAGCAGCUGAUAGGAACCUGUGCUAAUAACAACAUAUAAAAGUUUGAAAUGAAAAUAUUAAAUUCUGGUGAAGUUAUAAGGAUUUAAAAUAUAUCAUAACACCAGAACGAGGCUAUAARGGCCUUGGCUGAAAAUUACAUACAUUUCUUUGUAUUUUCAUUUCGCCAUAACGUUCUUCGUAUUUUAUCCAGGGCUGUAAAACUUUCCAAAAAUGUUUAUUUCUGGUAGUUCAUUUACAUGACAGUGGCAAAGGUUUCACAUUUUUCAUAUUCAGAA
This is a messenger RNA of Exaiptasia diaphana, 1866 nucleotides long. RefSeq lists its product as uncharacterized. Bases 238 to 1443 code for a protein of 401 amino acids. The transcript has 7 exons. Gene Ontology annotation, molecular function: oligosaccharide binding. The record is from RefSeq and is a predicted model, not a curated record. NCBI's taxonomy places the organism in Eukaryota, Metazoa, Cnidaria, Anthozoa, Actiniaria, Aiptasiidae.